CAUUAGUUGCGUGCCGACCGCCGAGCCGAACGUACAUGCCAGCUGUUUUCGCGUAGUACAUUUCGUUGUUAACCUUCGUAGUUGAAAAGUGGGAAAAGUUCAUGUGUAUUUCAGUGCCUCUGAGUUUUCGUAAAAAAUAAAGGGGUGUAUGAUUGAGCGUUAUUGUGAUGGUUAACGGUUGUUUUGGCGGGAAGUACAUUUGUUCCACUGUGUUAGUACAAAUGCCACCGUUGGUGAGGGGCAGUAAACGUCAGAAGUGAGAAAAAUGUGUGACCAGAAAAUGUGUAAAAAUAAUAUACAUAUCAGUGCGUACAAAACGCGAGUGGUGUUAAAAAUCAAGACAAUGUGCGUUUAAAGAUUCGAUCACGACGUUGAAUCUAUCCGAGUGGGGGUCGCUGGCGACCACGACCAGCGAUGGUAUGGACGUUGUACUGGGGAAUGACAGUGACGAGUGGUGGAACGCGACGACGACUGAAGGGCCGGAUCUUUACAACUUCUGGGCAUGGAGCAUCGUCGACGGAGCGCUAAUGUUGCUCAUAGUCAGCGGCAACACCCUUACCAUACUAGCAGUCACCAUGAGCCGCCGCUUAUCGUCGCUUGUCUCCAACCAAUUCGUGCUAAAUCUGGCAAUAUCGGACCUAAUGGUGGGUCUCACGCUACCCUACCAUCUCGUAUUCUAUCUGGACGACGAAUUCGGAAAAAUCAAAUGGUCAUGUUUGAUGAGGUUCAUACUCAUAAUACUCGCGUGCCUCGCCUCCAUUUACAACAUCAUAGCCAUCGCUGUCGACAGAUAUAUAGCGAUCGUACAUCCGCUACACUACAGCCGAUACAUGACAAAGCUAAUAACCCGACUUUUGAUGAGCGCAACGUGGUCCGUUGCGGUGUGCAUAAGUUCAAUACCGAUGUUUUGGAACGAUUGGCACGAUGGCGUAGCUUGCGAAAUGAAUAUGGUGGUACCAAAGACAUACACGACGAGCAUACUGGCACCGAUGUUCUCUCUCAUUUGGAUGGUGAUGUUCAUUUUGUAUUGGAGGAUAUGGCGCGAGGCCACGUGCCAUGCACGCCGCAUGCGGGCCAACACGUGCUGUCCUACUGGAGCCAACGAUUGGAAGAGUAUACAGGUAGUUCUGCUCGUCCUCGGAUCAUUCUCUAUAUGUUGGAUGCCAUUCGUCGUAGUUGCGUGCGCACAAACACUUCCCAUCAUACCACUGCACAACCCCAUCGUGUAUCGUCUAACAUCAUCUCUUGCGAUGUCAAACUCCGGUAUUAACCCACUAAUAUACGCUUGGAAGAACGCCGGUUUUCGAGCUGCUUUCGCGAAACUACUCCGAUGCAAGAGACCAGACACGUCAGAGUACCGUGGUUCGCCUGCACCGGAGCGAAAAAGGGGAUCAGUAGCACUUCGCGAAGGUUCCAUUACUCGGACAACGCCCGGUGGACUAACGAGUAUGGGCGGAAGACCGGCGAGGCUUCUUUACGUUGAACGUGAAACAGAUACAGCGAGGUGCAGGAUAAUUGAGAACGCCGGCUACAUGGACUCGGAGAGGGGAGACACGAACCCGUCUUACGCUCCAGAUGGACCCACUCCCGUGCACAGAUCUGCCACACGACCGCCCGACGUAGUGUAGUGAUUGAAUGAACAAUGAACGUUCAGUGGGAAACGUGAAACGCUUCUAGAUUUUAAAGUUGUUAGUGACUGUAGGUACCCCACUCGCAUUUAGGUACCUAACUGUUCAAGUCUACGCUCAAGUUUAUGAAAGCUUUAUUGUUAAAUUUUUAUUGAAAAAUUCUAAUAAGUUCCCUGCCGUAUGGAAAAUUUUAAUAUAAAGA
Vanessa atalanta (red admiral) is the source of this 1830-nucleotide messenger RNA. RefSeq names its product 5-hydroxytryptamine receptor 1A (gene mAChR-C). Lineage: Eukaryota; Metazoa; Arthropoda; Insecta; Lepidoptera; Nymphalidae. Bases 420 to 1628 code for a protein of 402 amino acids. Gene Ontology annotation, cellular component: membrane. Gene Ontology annotation, biological process: G protein-coupled receptor signaling pathway. The record is from RefSeq and is a predicted model, not a curated record. Gene Ontology annotation, molecular function: G protein-coupled receptor activity. The transcript is spliced from 5 exons.